AUGGUCCAACAAACCCCACGUCCCCUUUCAGCGUCCCGAUCCUCUCUCUCCUCCUCCUCGCCCUCUCUUUCCCGGUCCCUUCCUCGCCGCCGAACCCUCGUUUUAGAAGCCCUAAAGCCGCGUGCCACAAUCCUAAUCAUAGUGGAGUGCAGCUCUGGUCCCAUCCCGGAGCCGAGAGUUACCACGGUUACCCUGCCGGCACGAUCCCGUUGAUGUGACGGAGCCCGAGCACCGCCGCCCCCUAGAUGAACCUGUGGGCCGACGACAACGCCUCUAUGAUGGAGGCCUUCAUGGCCUCUACCACCGACCUCCAGGGCUUCCCCUGGGCGCCGCCGCCCGCCGCAGCGGCGGCUGGAGGGGGCCAAGUGCCUUCCCCUCAGUCCGCCGUCACGUCAUCCGCGCCGGCGGCACCGCCGGCGUAUUUUAACCAGGAGACGCUCCAGCGGCGGCUCCUGACGGUGAUCGAGGGCGCGAGGGAGACCUGGACUUACGCCAUCUUCUGGCAGUCAUCGGUGGACGUGGCCUCCGGCGCUUCGCUGCUCGGCUGGGGCGAUGGCUACUACAAGGGAUGCGAGGAGGACAAGCGGAAGCAGAAGGCCAACGCCUCCGCGGAGGAACAGGAGCACCGGAAGCGGGUGCUCAGGGAGCUUAACUCCCUCAUCUCCGGUGGCGCCGCCGGAUCCUCGCCCGAUGAGGCCGUGGAGGAGGAGGUCACCGACACGGAGUGGUUUUUUCUGGUGUCCAUGACGCAGUCGUUUGUCGACGGCGCCGGCCUGCCUGGCCAGGCCCUCUUCUCCGAAUCGCCGACCUGGAUCACCGGCGCGAACCUGCUAGCGAUGGCGCCCUGCGAGCGGGCGAGGCAGGCGCAGGUGUUCGGCCUCCAGACCAUGGUCUGCGUCCCGGUGGGGAGCGGCGUGCUGGAACUCGGAUCCACGGAUCUCAUCUACCAGAACUUCGAGCUCAUGAACAAGAUCAGGGUCCUCUUCAACUUCAACGGCCUGGAUGUCCCCUCAGGAUCCUGGCUCCUGCCGCCAGCGGCGACGCCGGCCGUGGCCGACCAUGGGGAGACCGAUCCUUCGGUACUCUGGCUUGCAGAUCCAUCCAUGGUCGAGAUCAAGGACUCCGUCUCCCCCGUCUCCGCCACGGCUGAGAUCUCCGUCACCAAACCCCCCAUCCAGUUCGACAAUCCUAGCUCCAGUACCAUUACGGAAAGCCCUAGCUCGGUUCCGAUGCAACAGCGCCACAACCAGCAGCAGCAACAAAAUCAGAACAGCAACGGCAAUAGCAACUUCCAGACCCAAUCAUUCGGCAACAAAGGGUUUAAUUUCUCCGAGUUCGUGAUGAACGGCUCUGCCGCUCCCUCAUCCUUCAAGCCGGAAACCGGAGAGAUUCUAAAUUUUGGCAAUAGCAAGAGGAAUUCCUCUCCCACCCCUGGUAGCGGCCUCUUCCCCCACCACCAGACCGCCCCGGACGACAAGAAGAACAAGCGAUCGACGGGGGCCACAUCGAGAGGAAGUAUCGACGAGGGGAUGCUGUCCUUCUCGUCGGCUCCCGCCCGUCCCUCGUCCGCCGGUCCGGUGAAAUCCGGUGGAGGGAUCCUCGGCGGGGGCGACUCCGACCACUCGGAUCUCGAGGCGUCGGUGCGGGAGGUGGAGAGCGGCCGGGUGGUCGAGCCGGAGAAGCGGCCGAGGAAGCGCGGGCGGAAGCCAGCCAACGGCCGGAGUGAACCACUCAAUCACGUGGAGGCCGAGCGGCAGCGCCGGGAGAAGCUGAACCAGAGGUUCUACGCCCUCCGCGCCGUGGUGCCCAACGUGUCCAAGAUGGACAAGGCCUCCCUUCUAGGGGACGCCAUUUCCUACAUCAAGGAGCUAACAUCCAAGCUGGAGACCUUGGAGUCGGAUAAGGAGGGGCUUCAGGCCCAGAUCGAGACCCUCAAGACAGAGCGCGAUUCCGCCCCAGCACGGCCCUCGCAGCCGCCCGAUCCAGAUACGAGACUGAUGAACGGUGGGCGGUGCCAUGGAGUGGAGAUCGAGGUAAAGACCCUGGGGCUGGAGGCGAUGAUCCGGGUGCAGUGCCAUAAGACGAAUCACCCGGCGGCGAGGCUGAUGGCGGCAUUAAAAGACCUCGAUCUCGACGUCCAUUAUGCGAGUGUGUCCGUCGUCAAAGAUCUCAUGAUCCAGCAGGCGACGGUGAAGAUGUCAGGUAGGGUAUACACCCAGGAGCAGCUCAGUGCUGGGCUCUUUGCCAGAGUGGCUGAUCCCACGAGCAAUAAUAGGUAAUUCUGGUUCCCUAAUAACCUUGGGUGGUUCUUGCGAGGAUUCCUCGGCUUGGUGGCUAAUAAUGGCGGUGGGAGGAGUUUUUAGACCUCGGCCUAGUUGGUAACUCUGUAUUGUGCUUAUAGUUCACAUGGAUUUGCCGGUGCUCGGAGAGGAUGGAGAGGAUUGUUGUUGGACGCUAGAAUGUGGUGGCUCUUUCAUCAAGUGGUUUGGUUAGUCUGUACAUAGGUAGUGCAUGUUUAGUGUGAAGAGUCUGGUGGUCGAUCAAAUAACAAGUGGUAACCGUUGUUAAUGGCUUUUUGACUUGCAAAGACUCGUUUGCCUUGUGAGCUUUUUUUUUUUUAAUUUGCUGGUUCCAUGUUUGGUGAUGGUUUGCCUGAAUGAAAUGGCACGUGUAAUGGUUGAUUUGCUGGUGA
Elaeis guineensis (African oil palm) is the source of this 2692-nucleotide messenger RNA. RefSeq names its product transcription factor MYC2. Gene Ontology annotation, biological process: regulation of DNA-templated transcription. Gene Ontology annotation, cellular component: nucleus. Lineage: Eukaryota; Viridiplantae; Streptophyta; Magnoliopsida; Arecales; Arecaceae. The record is from RefSeq and is a predicted model, not a curated record. Gene Ontology annotation, molecular function: DNA-binding transcription factor activity; transcription cis-regulatory region binding; protein dimerization activity.